CAAUAUAUAACCAGCAACGAGGUGUAAAGUGGAGAGAGAGAGAGAGAGAUAUGGGAGUGUAUUGCGUAACAGGGGGAACGGGAUUCAUAGCGGGGUACCUAGUGAAGACGUUGUUGGAAAAGGGGCACACUGUCCGAACAACAGUUCGAGAUCCAGAAAAUGUGGAAAAGGUAGGGUUCCUUUGGGAACUGAAUGGAGCCAAGGAGAGACUAAAGAUGUUCAAAGCUGAUUUAACGGUGGAAGGCAGCUUUCAUCAGGCCAUACAGGGAGUUGAUGGGGUCUUCCAUACUGCAUCUCCGGUAGCCGUGCAGUAUGAUGAGAACGUUCAGACAACUCUGAUAGAUCCAUGUAUAAAGGGAACCCAAAAUGUUCUAAGCUCCUGCACCAACGCAGGCAGUGUGAGAAGGGUUGUGCUCACCUCUUCCUGCUCUUCUAUAAGAUACCGCAACGAUGUCCAACAAGUUUCUCCUCUUAAUGAAUCUCACUGGAGCGAUCUGGAGUACUGCAAACGCUACAAUCUGUGGUAUGCAUUUGCAAAGACUGUGGCAGAGAAAGAGGCAUGGAAAAUAGCAGAGAAAACCGGGCUUGAUCUAGUGGCGGUCAACCCUUCUUAUGUAGUUGGUCCAUUGCUUGCUCCCCAACCGACCAGUUCACUCCAACUGUUAUUGGCCGUUGUUAAGGGUUUGAGAGGAGAGUACCCGAAUAUGACCAUAGGGUUUGUGCACAUAGAAGAUGUUGUUGCUGCACAUAUUCUGGCAAUGGAGGAAAGCAAAGCAACUGGCAGGCUCAUAUGUUCUAACUCAGUGGCUCAUUGGUCUGAGAUCAUUGACAUGCUUAGGGCCAAAUAUCCAUCCUAUCCAUUCGAAGACAGGUGUAGCACCAAUGAUGGAGAUAACAACCCACACAGCAUGAACAGUGGCAAGAUUAUUAAGUUGGGACUUCCUCCUUUGAAAACACUUGAUGAAAUGUUUGAUGACAGCAUCAAAAGUUUUCAAGACAAGGGGUUUCUGUAAGCUUCUAGUAUUUCUCCUACGACUUGCUUCGUCUAUCUCGUGGCCCAAUUAAUUCAUUCUAAAAAACUCACAUUUUACCAUUGUGUUUCUUUUCUUUUCAAAUUAAUAAUCGGAUAUCCGAACUAGCUUACAUGCACUCCAAUUAAUCCCGGGGCCUAUAGAAGCGUUUCACAAGGUUGUUGGUUGUAUUAAUGACGGUUUGGGAAUGAGGAAAAACUAAAUGUUUCUUUAAA
This is a messenger RNA of Rhododendron vialii, 1246 nucleotides long. Its product is annotated as tetraketide alpha-pyrone reductase 2-like. The coding region runs from base 51 to 1013 and encodes 320 amino acids. NCBI's taxonomy places the organism in Eukaryota, Viridiplantae, Streptophyta, Magnoliopsida, Ericales, Ericaceae. The record is from RefSeq and is a predicted model, not a curated record. Gene Ontology annotation, molecular function: oxidoreductase activity, acting on the CH-OH group of donors, NAD or NADP as acceptor. The transcript is spliced from 6 exons.